GAAAAUAAUAAAGAAACUGCCGACGUUCUUAUUUCACAUGGUGCAAAUAUCAAUGAAAAAAAUAAAGAUGGAAUAACCGCACUUCAUUAUGCAGCAAUGCACAAUAAUAAAGAAACUGUCGAGGUUCUUAUUUCACAUGGUGCAAAUAUCAAUGAAAAAAAUAAAGAUGGAAUAGCCGCUCUUCAUGUCGCAGCAAUGUACAAUAAUAAAGAAUCUGCCGAAGUUCUUAUUUCACAUGGUGCAAAUAUCAAUGAAAAAGAUAAAGAUGGAAGAACCGCUCUUCAUUAUGCAGCAAUGCACAAUAAUAAAGAAACUGUCGAGGUUCUUAUUUCACAUGGUGCAAAUAUCAAUGAAAAGGAUAAAAAUGGAAUAGCCGCUCUUCAUGUUGCAGCAAUGUACAAUAAUAAAGAAACUGUCGAAGUUCUUAUUUCACAUGGUGCAAAUAUCAAUGAAAAAAAUAAAGAUGGAAUAACCGCUCUUCAUUAUGCAGCAAAGAAAAAUAGUAAAGAAACUGCCGAAGUUCUUAUUUCACAUGGUGCAAAUAUCAGUGAAAAAGAUAAAGAUGGAGAUACCGCUCUUCAUUAUGCAGCAAUGCACAAUAAUAAAGAAUCUGCCGAAGUUCUUAUUUCACAUGGUGCAAAUAUCAAUGAAAAGGAUAAAAAUGGAAUAGCCGCACUUCAUUAUGCAGCAAUGUACAAUAAUAAAGAAACUGUCGAAGUUCUUAUUUCACAUGGUGCAAAUAUCAAUGAAAAGGAUAAAAAUGGAAUAGCCGCUCUUCAUUAUGCAGCAUGGCGUAAUAGUAAAGAAUCUGCCGAAGUUCUUAUUUCACAUGGUGCAAAUAUCAGUGAAAAGGAUAAAGAUGGACAAACCGCUCUUCAUUAUGCAGUAAGUGAAAAUAAUAA
Trichomonas vaginalis G3 is the source of this 902-nucleotide messenger RNA. RefSeq names its product cyclin-dependent kinase inhibitor 2C-related family. Gene Ontology annotation, molecular function: protein binding. NCBI's taxonomy places the organism in Eukaryota, Parabasalia, Trichomonadida, Trichomonadidae. The transcript has a single exon. The record is from RefSeq and is a predicted model, not a curated record. The annotation marks the transcript as partial.